Molecule: messenger RNA, 1234 nt
Organism: Emiliania huxleyi CCMP1516
Lineage: Eukaryota; Haptophyta; Isochrysidales; Noelaerhabdaceae
Exons: 3
Biological process (GO): nucleocytoplasmic transport; activation of GTPase activity
Cellular component (GO): nucleus; cytosol; perinuclear region of cytoplasm
Molecular function (GO): GTPase activator activity; small GTPase binding
Source: RefSeq, a predicted model, not a curated record
CUCCCCUCCGCCACCGAUCUCGGCGUGAGCGAGGGGAAGCUGGAGCUGUGGCGCAAGCUCGGCGGCGGCGCCCUCGAGCCGGUCCUCGCGAGCGGCGCCGUCGCCGUCCUCGACGCGCAGUGGGUCAUCAGCCACGCCGAGGCGGGCGGCGUCCUCUCCCACCGCCAGGCGCUGCCCAAAGAGGCCUUCCUCUCUUUCGCCGACCUCGUCGAGGCGACCACCGAGUAUGGCAGCCUUCCCGUCGCCGCGCUCUCCUACCCGUGGCUGACCAAGGACCACCCCGACCCGCGCGGAGCCAACCUCGCCCGCGUCGCGAGGGCGCUCAAGGCCCUGCUCUCGCUCGGCAAACCCCUCAUCCCGCGGCUCGGCGUCUUUUGGGACUUCGGCUCGCUGCACCAGCACCCAGACCCCCCCAACGGCGUCCUGCGCACCGAGGAGCAGAACGCGCUCUUCAAGCAGGGGCUGAGCUGCCUCGGCACGCUCUACUCCCACCCGCACACAUACGUGCUGCGGCUGACCUCCUUCCCGGACGGCCACAAGGCGGAGGACCAGCCGGAGGGCACCAACGUGGCCAAGUACGUUGACCGCGGCUGGUGCUUCACGGAGCAGUGCUGGGCUGGCCUGACAAAGGCUGGCGCCCUCUCGCUCGACCUCGGCAAGAUGCGCGCCGGCGUGGAGUACGACUGGAACAGCCUCACCGACGACUGCACCCAGGACGGCGGCCGGCGCCCUCCGCUGCUGCCGUCUGCGUUCGCGGCGGAGCUUGAGAAGAAGAGCUUCACCAACGGCAAGGACGACAAGCCGCUGGUGAAGCGGCUGUACGAGGCCGCCUUCAAGGAGCAGUUUGGCAAGGCGACCGAGCUGAGCUACAUGGACCUCGGCUGGGGCGACGCGGAGGCGGCGCAGCUGGCGGAGGUCCUCGCGAGCGGGGCAGCGCCGCGGCUCGAGAAGCUCUAUCUCGAGGGGGCAGCGCCGCGGCUCGAGGAUCUCUAUCUCGGCAACAACGAGAUUGGCGACGAGGGCUGCAAGGCGCUGGCCGCCGCCCUCGGCAAGGAGGGGGCAGCGCCGCGGCUCGAGGUGCUCGAUCUCCUCGGCAACAGGAUUGGCGACGAGGGCUGCAAGGCGCUGGCCGCCGCCCUCAAGGAGGGGGCCGCCCCGAGCUUGAAGGCGCGAGACGCCCCCCCCCUCGCCACUCGCCCCUCCCCCGCCCAAUGCUCAUCGCACAUCCCCUCGC